AUGUCAGUGAGCAGGCCAUUAGCUGGAGGAGGUCAAGGUUAUCAACACUCUCCCAGUCGUCGUCAUGAUGCCCUCUAUUACUACUUUUCCCGAUUAGUAGCUCCGAUAUGGAAUCAUGCUAUCUGUCGGAUCAGGAAUGGAGUUGAAGUUCUUUCUCUUUGGUCUACUGCAAACUCCUUUGAUCUCACGGCAAUUUCUGCAAGUAUGGAUCCUUCAAUUCUACCUGCGCUAGCUGGUCGAUCUUUCUGCCACUUGGCUUGCGAUGGUCAACACCUCAGCGGUGAUCUCAUUAGGGCUAUGAUCAAGUGA
This is a messenger RNA of Strongylus vulgaris, 309 nucleotides long. NCBI's taxonomy places the organism in Eukaryota, Metazoa, Nematoda, Chromadorea, Rhabditida, Strongylidae. The record is from the annotation of a GenBank genome assembly.